UGUUUAAUCCUGCUGCGUGUUAAAAUAUUAACGGGAGUCGGGGAGAGGCACCUUCGCCGGCGGUUAUUGACCGCACGAGCUGCGCCAAGAUGGCGUCGCGACUGUUUGAAGAGCGGGAACACGCCGCCCUGUACCAGAGAUACCGGCUCUCCUCGCCCUUCCAAAUCCGCAACCUCAUCCUCGACUACUUGCAGAGAAAGAAGGGCAAGCCAUUCACCCUCGCAGUGGAUAUUGGAUGCGGCUCAGGCCAAAGCACCAGGGGAUUGGCUUCUUACUUUGACAGAGUGGUUGGGAUUGAUGUGAGUGAAGCUCAGAUUGAAGAGGCCAAGAAGGUAGAUGGACCUGAUAAUGUCUCUUACAGACAGGGUGUGGCAGAAGAACUGGAGUUCAAGGAUGGUUCUGUCGACCUGCUAACAGCAGCAGCAGCUGCGCAUUGGUUUGAUUUGGAGAAGUUCAUGAAGGAAGUUGACAGGGUUUUAAAACCCAAAGGCUGCCUGGCUCUGUAUUGCUACCGAGUACCGUUUGAAUUGCAUUACAAUGCCUGCUCUGAGCGUUUGACCCAGGUUGUGCAACAGGCAUUGAAGACCCUGGCUCCAUAUGAGAGUGAAAAAACUCGGAUUGUUCGGACUGAAUACAGGGAAAUAUUUGAUACUAUCACGUUCUCUGAUAAAGAGAGGGUCAAUAACAUUCAAUUCAAGCAGUCAGUGCCAAUCUUGUGGAUCAAAGGCUUCAUCGAAUCCUUAUCUUACUACCAAGCAUUUCAGAAGAAGGAUCCAGAAGUGGCUAAAGCCACUCUCGAAAGAAUGGAGCGAGAUGUUUUGCAGACUAUGGGAGUUUCUUCCAGGGAGACUAUGUUGGAAGUGAAGUGGACUGCUUUCUGCCUACUGGCAAGCAAACCUGAGUGAUAUCUGCAACAAUGUUUCUCGGACCAAUUGCAUCAAGAGAUAAUUUCACCUGCCUUAAUUACCACCUGGAUUUGUGUAACAGCGAUUAAUUGUGAGUUUUGAACUGCAUCAAGUCUGGUUGAAGACAGCCAUAUUGUCAGGAGCCCAGGAAGAACUUUGAGGCACACCACUAAAGAGAGUUCUUGGCCAUGGGAGGCAAAAAGGAAGGAAUCGGAAAUCAUCUGUCCUAUCAAGAGAUCAGGCAAUCUGCAAGUGCUAUAACUCCAGAACUAGUGAGGAAUAAGUAACCUCCCUCUCUCCUCCUGAGCUCUUCUGUACAGGAAAAUAUUGAUUAUUUGACUAUAGAAGCCAUUGAAUCUACUCAAUCUGCCUUCAAGUGUCAGCUAUUUCAAUUCAGAAUGAGAAAUUUCAAGAGGAAACAGACCUGCAUCAUUUAUAGAGAUUGAUCUUACCUUCAUCAUUGUAAUUACCUUUCAACUUUACCUCCUGUUAAUCUUUAUAAAUGUAUUUUUAGUUAAUAGCCUUAUCACUUUUACUUGAA
Molecule: messenger RNA, 1446 nt
Organism: Rhincodon typus (whale shark)
Lineage: Eukaryota; Metazoa; Chordata; Chondrichthyes; Orectolobiformes; Rhincodontidae
Product: putative methyltransferase DDB_G0268948
Exons: 7
Coding region: 90-905 (271 amino acids)
Molecular function (GO): S-adenosylmethionine-dependent methyltransferase activity
Source: RefSeq, a predicted model, not a curated record